GGAGCCAAGCGGUCCGAGGUGGGAGGUGCACAGUCGGGCUCGGGAGCCCCUCCCGAGUCCGCGCACCCGGCACCCUGCGCCCCGAGCGAGGGCCCAGCUGGACUCCAGGCGGGCAGGUGCAGAAGGAGCAGAGGGGACCAGGGACAAGGGUAGAAGCAAGUCCUGCAGGAAGACAGACGCCGCUGCUCCCUCUGACUGCUGCCGCCGCUGCCCGCCACCACCUCCGAGCCGGCGUCCGGAGUCGGGAGGCAGGCAGAGCGCAGGGUGGGGGCGCGCAGGGCGCCCAUGGAGCACACGCACGCCCACCUCCCCGACGCCAACAGCUCGCUGUUCUGGUCCGCCGGCUCGGCCUGCGGCUUGGGCUUCGUGCCUGUGGUCUACUACAGCCUCUUGUUGUGCCUCGGUUUACCAGCAAAUAUCUUGACAGUGAUCAUCCUCUCUCAGCUGGUGGCUAGAAGACAGAAGUCCUCCUACAACUAUCUCUUGGCACUCGCUGCUGCUGACAUCUUGGUCCUAUUUUUCAUUGUGUUUGUGGACUUCCUCCUGGAAGAUUUCAUCCUGAACAUGCAGAUGCCUCCAGUUCCUGACAAGAUCAUAGAGGUGCUGGAGUUCUCGUCCAUCCACACCUCCAUUUGGAUCACGGUCCCCUUAACCAUUGACAGGUAUAUUGCUGUCUGCCACCCUCUCAAAUACCACACAGUCUCCUACCCAGCCCGCACCAGGAAGGUCAUUAUCAGUGUUUACAUCACCUGCUUUCUGACCAGCAUCCCCUACUACUGGUGGCCCAACAUCUGGACUGAAGACUACAUCAGCACCUCUUUGCAUCACGUCCUGGUCUGGGUCCACUGCUUCACAGUGUACCUGGUGCCCUGUUCUAUCUUCUUCAUAUUGAACUCCAUCAUUGUGUACAAGCUUAGGAGGAAGAGCAAUUUCCGUCUCCGGGGCUACUCCACAGGCAAAACCACUGCCAUCUUGUUCACCAUCACCUCUAUCUUUGCCACCCUUUGGGCACCCCGCAUCAUCAUGAUCCUCUAUCACCUCUAUGGGGCGCCUAUCCAGAACCGCUGGCUGCUGCACAUUAUGUCUGACAUUGCCAACAUGCUGGCCCUUCUGAACACGGCCAUCAACUUCUUCCUCUACUGUUUCAUCAGUAAGCGGUUCCGCACCAUGGCAGCUGCCACACUCAAGGCCUUCUUCAAGUGCCAGAAGCAGCCUGUACAGUUCUACACCAAUCACAACUUUUCCAUAACAAGUAGCCCCUGGAUCUCACCAGCAAACUCACACUGUAUCAAGAUGCUGGUGUAUCAGUAUGACAAAAAUGGGAAACCUAUAAAGGUAUCCCCUUGACCCCAUGGGUUGGGCACCUAGUGCCUCUGUGGUAUUCAUUUCCAGAUGGGAGGGCAUCCCGUCCUGUGGCUGAACAGCUCUUCUUAAGAGUGCUCACCUCAUUUCCUAUCUCCACAGAUUGAGCAACUCUCAGAUGGUAGCUGACAAAAAUGGAAGAGAAGAAAGGAAAGCAUGAAUCAUUUUAUUUAUGUAUUCGUUUUCACAAAAUCAUGCUGACAACAAAAGUUCCUACCAGUUGGAAGAU
Molecule: messenger RNA, 1591 nt
Organism: Octodon degus (degu)
Lineage: Eukaryota; Metazoa; Chordata; Mammalia; Rodentia; Octodontidae
Gene: Gpr139
Product: G protein-coupled receptor 139
Exons: 2
Coding region: 286-1347 (353 amino acids)
Biological process (GO): G protein-coupled receptor signaling pathway
Cellular component (GO): membrane
Molecular function (GO): neuropeptide receptor activity
Source: RefSeq, a predicted model, not a curated record